Messenger RNA from Rhodofomes roseus, 1451 nucleotides. Its product is annotated as pre-mRNA-splicing factor SLT11. The transcript has 7 exons. The record is from RefSeq and is a predicted model, not a curated record. Lineage: Eukaryota; Fungi; Basidiomycota; Agaricomycetes; Polyporales; Fomitopsidaceae. Gene Ontology annotation, molecular function: pre-mRNA binding; U6 snRNA binding; metal ion binding. Gene Ontology annotation, cellular component: U2-type catalytic step 1 spliceosome; Prp19 complex; U2-type catalytic step 2 spliceosome. The coding region runs from base 75 to 1043 and encodes 322 amino acids.
GUCGCCACUUUCAUCUUUACACUGGCCGUCAAGUCCCUCUCCAGCUCUUUAUAGCACACACAUCCCUCGCAGCAAUGCCCAAGCUCGAUAUCAAUAAGGCAGGUUGGGAGCAAAGCGAGUUCCCCAUUCUGUGUGAGACGUGUUUGGGAGACAAUGCAUUCGUGCGGAUGUCGAAACAAGAGUAUGGUCGAUCAUGCGGCACAUGCGCGCGACCCUUCACUGUCUUCCGCUGGAACCCUGGCUCGGGCAUGCGCUUCAAAACAACCGUGAUCUGCCAGACCUGCGCGAAGAUCAAGAAUGUUUGCCAGACAUGCCUGCUCGACCUCGAGUACGGAUUGCCCACGCAAGUGAGGGACACGGCGCUGGGCAUACAGAACGAGGCUCCGACGAGCGAGGUCAAUAGGGAGUACUAUGCGCAGAACCUGGAGGGCAAGCUGGAUGGAAACAAGUCUCUGUUGAACACGGGGAAGGCAUCGUCUGCGGGGAAAGAGAUGUUGAAACAACUUGCUCGCACGGACCCGUACUACAAGCGCAACCGCCCACACAUUUGCUCGUUCUUCGCAAAGGGGGAGUGCAGCCGUGGCUCGGAGUGUCCGUACAGACAUGAAAUGCCGGUGGACAACGAGCUCUCGAAACAGAACAUACAGGACCGGUUCCAUGGCCGCAACGACCCUGUCGCACACAAGAUCCUGACCCAACAUGCGGCGUCGAUGGGACUACAGCCUCCAGAAGAUCAGUCUGUCAUGUCUCUAUUCCUGACAUUGUUACCCGCCUCUGCAACCGAGCAGAGCAUUCGUACACGCGUCGUGCAGUCUCUGUCUACCGUCGAUCCCUCACAGAUCAAGUCUAUCGUGCAUGUCGCGAAGUCGAGAUGUGCCUUCAUCAAUUUCAAGGACCGAGCAUCUGCAGAAGUUGCUGCACAAGCAUGGGCCAAUGGGUUUGAGUUGGAUGGUACAUCAGCAACUGUGAAGUGGGGGAGGAGCAAAGGCACUACUGCUUCUAAACCCAAAGCUACAUCGUCGACAGCAGAGGUUGCCGCAUAACGUCUUGUUGCUUAGUCCUUUCACUUGUAUCGGUAGUGUACUAUGCUCGGUAUUAUUAUGAUGCAGAUCCCAUUGCGCAGAUGCCAUGUCUGGCUGGGUCGUCUAUCGACCAACGUAGCGAUAAAGUAAACUUAGGUGCACGGACGUAGGUUCGACACAAACCUCCACAACGUUGCCGUGUGGAGGGUCUUGGUCUUGGUAUGAGUUGCGUAUAAGAUCGCGCGGACGACCACUGAUGUUGUGUCGUCCGCGCCGACUGCGCGGGUUCCUAUAAGAGAAAAAGGGAAAUAAAUAUUGAGAUCCGUAGAUCUACCACUCCGGGAAAGCGUGUCAUCCUUGUGCAGGGGCCAUGCUAAUCUUCUCUGUAUCGUUCCAAUUUUUUCGUAUGUCACCCCGAAGGGGACAUCU